Messenger RNA from Spathaspora passalidarum NRRL Y-27907, 3592 nucleotides. RefSeq lists its product as uncharacterized. Lineage: Eukaryota; Fungi; Ascomycota; Pichiomycetes; Serinales; Debaryomycetaceae. The record is from RefSeq and is a predicted model, not a curated record. Gene Ontology annotation, biological process: cell adhesion. Gene Ontology annotation, cellular component: fungal-type cell wall. The coding region runs from base 1 to 2691 and encodes 896 amino acids. The transcript has a single exon.
AUGUAUUUGCUACUAAUUCUUUUACAACUACUUACUUUUGCUGCAACUCAAGAAAUUAGCGGGGUUUUCACAUCUUUUAACUCAUUGACUUGGUUAAAUAGUAACCCCAAUACCUUUCAAACUCCUGCAUCUCCUGCAUGGAUUGCUGAAUUAAGUUGGAAGAUUGACGGUUCGGUGGUGCUGGCUGGUGAUACGUUUUCCUUAACUAUGCCUUGUGUGUUCAGGUUCUAUACGGACCAAGACUCGGUUAAUUUGCGCGUUGGUUCAACCAAUUAUGCUACUUGUGAUUUUAUUACGGGUGGAAUAUCUCUGACUGAUUCUGAAUUGAAUUGUGUAUUGCUGGAUGAGGUUGAAGAACUGAUUUUAGCUGUUGGGAAAUUAACGUUUCCUAUUGUUUUCAAUAUAGGGAGAUCGACUGAGGAUGUAGAUUUGUAUUGCUCAACUUUCUAUCAAGGAGGGUUAAACACUAUUUCAUUCAUGGAUGGAGACAAUACCCUUUCUAUUGAUGUUGAAUUCCAAGAUGGAACUCCAAGUGGAGACCCAAAUGGACCAAUGUAUGGUGCACGAAUGCUUCCAUCCAGCAAUAGAUGGCAAAAUUACGUAUUAGGAGGGUUGUGUCCCGGAGGACUCAGCACAGCAACAAUCGGUAUAACAAUCAACGAUGAUGUAAGUACAAUUGACUGUGAAACUGCUAAUAUCCGCCUUACAAAUGCAGUCAACGAUUGGUUCUAUCCCGAGUCGUUCAAAACAUUUACCACUGCCUCGAAAUUAUGUAGGCUGAACUCGUUUAUGAUUACUUAUUGGGGUGUGCCUGAUGGCUAUCGAGUAUUCAUUGAAGCAGUUAUUAACACAGAUGGCAACCCUCCUCGUGUACAGUACACAAACAAAUACUUGUGUCCCACUACUAUUGACAAUGGAGUCUGGGUGAAUUGGUUACCGUAUGACAGCGUUGAAGCAGACGGGCCUGGAAAGGAGAUUAUUACAGUCACCGAAACAUGGACAGGUCUGGAUACUGAAACGAUAACUAAGUCAUUUGAUGAAGAUGAGGAUCUUACAAUCACUAUUGCUGUUAAUAUCCCUAUUCCUACAAUCACAUUGACAGAAACUUAUGUGGGAAUUACUACCAGUUAUACAACAUAUACAGUAGAACCAGGGGAAACUGCUAGUGUAGUUGUGUAUGACCCUGUUCAUACUACUAUCACUGAAGAAUCUUGUUGGGAAAGUGACGAGCUGAUUACCACCACCAUCAUUGAUCCAGAUUGGGCUAGUGAUACAAUUUUGAUUGUCACACCCUGCGAGGUGACAUCAACAGAACAAGAGGAACUGUCAACCAAAGUGGAGGAUAUACCAUCAGAUGAUACUUUAGAUGAUGAUUCCUACAAUCCACCUGAAAUAGCAGACAAUGCUUCCAGUGAAGAAAUCACUUCAGGGGAGGUCCAAUCAACUGAGAUUCUUUCAUCAGAGGAGGUCCAAUCAACCGAGAUUCUUUCAUCAGAGGAGGUCCAAUCAACCGAGAUUCUUUCAUCAGAGGAGUCAUUUUCGCAGGAUUCCACAACAGUACCAUAUGGUUCAACAAAGGAAACAGAGAUUUCCACUGAAAUAGUUCUAGAAGAAACAUUUUCAACCGAGGAUACCACACCGGAGAAUAACACAUGGGAUGGGCUUACUGAUGAUGAUUCUCAACAACCAUCUUCAAACACUAAAAACGAUUCUAAUGAAGAGUAUACCUCAGACCAAAUAGAUAUAUCAUCUUCUGGUUCAGAAACCUCAGCUAAACAAACUACUACUGAGACUAUACCAGACAAUCACACAACAGAUAUUGUACAAGAAGAUCCUGGAACCGAAAUUUUGCUGGUAGAAAAUACAACUGUUAGAGUACCUGAUGAUAAUACAACUGACAUUUCCCCUCUGGAUGUAAUUUGCAACCUGGAAAAUGAAGCAAGCUCAGAACCGAACGAAACAAGAACCUAUGUCAGCAUAGUCCCUACGACUAAAUCUAAAGAUUCUACAAUAACAUCUGCUUUUUCUGGAUACGAACAAGAUACUAUCACUAAGGUUAUCACAUACACUACCACCAUAUGUGAACUGGAUACAGUCACUCAGGUAAUUACAUAUACCACCAUAAUUACCAAUCACGAUUCCAUUGCAAAGACAGCAACGGAAAUGACUACUGAAGCAACUUCAUUUGCGGUUACAACUGUUGGUGAAACCAGAACCAUCAUCUACCUUCAAGAUAGCAUGGGAACUACCAAUGAUACUGGAAACAACUCGCUGAAUACAAAGUCCGAUAGUAGAACAGCUAGCAAUAAUACUGGAAACAACUCGCUGAAUACAAAGUCCUAUAGUGGAACAGCUAGUAAUGAGGAGAUUCAGACUACUGCAAAUUCAGAAAACAAUUCAGAACACACCAAAUCAGAGAGUGGACAAAGUGACAUUUCUGAAUAUUACUCAGGAGGUACAGAAUCUGAUAGUGGAAAAGGUAACAAGUCUGUUGUUCCUGAAGAGAAUCAAGGAACUAACUCAAGAAACAACAAUUCAAGUACAAAUUCAAACAACCGGUCUGAUGACCAAACUACGAGAGGCUCAUACAGUACAAGCCUCCAAUUGGUCACCUCUAAUGGUAUUGGUUCUACAAGAGGAACCUCAACUUUUAGUUUGCUUUUCACUUUUGUGAUUGCCAUUUUAUAUUAGAUAUUUGAUACAAGUGGUAUACACAUGUUUAUACCACUUUUGUAGUUUCUAAAGUCUGUACUAUUAAAGAGACACAUUACUCUAGUUUGUAUUAGUUAUGUAACUUUAUAAUCAUUAAACUUUAUAACCUAAAUUUUAUAGCUCUUAAACUUUGCAACCUUUAAAUGUCUAUUAAUAGUUUCUGCACGGUUAUGUUAAUUUAGAUAUAUUAAGUCCGGGAAGUUUCGGAGAAUCAAAUAAUACCAAUUUGAAUCAGCUUAUACUCGUAGGAACUUAUCCAAAAAAAAAUAUCGCUUACUAUUAGCUUCACUCACCUAUCACAUACCAGUAAAUCAUAAACUAUAAUACCAUAUCUUUAUCAUUUGAGCUAGUAUUUAACCAGUCAUCUUAUGGUAGUGAUUAUACCAGGGAAGCAGGUAUAAUCUCACAAUGGUUUGCAUACCUUUAAGAAAAAGAAAAGUAGACUGAGUUUUGAUUUUUUUUUUUCAAUAUCGAGCCAUAAACUGGUGGUCAGGCUCAUAAUCCUAUAUUAACGGCCAUAAUAACCACAGACAAAGAAAACAGGGCAGAUUCAUCACCUUUACACGUGACAAGGUUUGAAGCACAAUUAUCAAAUGCAAAAAAAUCUGCUCAAAUAAAUGACCAAAAGUAUUGAUCUUUAUUUAGCUUUGUUUGCUUCUAGAUGUUCUCAUAAUCGCGCGAUACAACAUCAACUAGAUAAUGUAAUAAAUAGCUCUCGAUAUUUAGUGUGUGUGUGUGGGAAGAUGACUGACAAAAAAGAACCACGGAUGUAACAAACACCGGAAACACAAAACAAAGCUUUAACCAAAUCAUCAGCAAGCUUCCAAAGGGUGUGGUUAUGAAACGAACAGAAUCAUAAUGGAACAUGUGAUAAUAACAU